Messenger RNA from Kluyveromyces marxianus DMKU3-1042, 837 nucleotides. It is a transcript of the gene IDI1, whose product is annotated as isopentenyl-diphosphate delta-isomerase IDI1. Lineage: Eukaryota; Fungi; Ascomycota; Saccharomycetes; Saccharomycetales; Saccharomycetaceae. The transcript has a single exon. Gene Ontology annotation, molecular function: isopentenyl-diphosphate delta-isomerase activity. Bases 1 to 837 code for a protein of 278 amino acids. Gene Ontology annotation, biological process: isoprenoid biosynthetic process; isopentenyl diphosphate biosynthetic process. The record is from RefSeq and is a predicted model, not a curated record. Gene Ontology annotation, cellular component: cytoplasm.
AUGUCUACGGAGACGUCAACUUACGCUGAACUUGUCAAAUCAUUGGAUCAAGACUAUAUCUUGGAAAAAUUUCCAGAUGUAAUUCCAUUAAACAACAGACCAAACACACGCUCAACAGAGUCCUCAGAGACUUCAGACAAUCUUCUCAAUGGUUAUGACGAGGAACAGAUCAGAUUAAUGAACGAGAACUGUAUCGUGUUAGAUUGGGAUGAUAAUGCUAUUGGUGCAGGAACCAAGAAGUUGUGCCAUUUGAUGGAGAACAUCAAGCAAGGUUUACUUCACCGUGCUUUCUCUGUUUUCAUUUUCGAUGACGAAGGAAGGGUGCUAUUGCAGCAACGUGCAACUGAGAAGAUCACUUUCGCCGACCUUUGGACAAAUACUUGCUGCUCUCAUCCAUUAUGUGUUGAUGAUGAGCUUGGUGCAAAUGGUUCUCUAAAGGCUAAAGUGGCAGGUGCAAGAACCGCGGCUGUGAGGAAGUUAGAACAUGAACUAGGAAUCCCACCACAGGAAGUGGAAACAAAAGGUGAAUUCCACUUUUUGAAUCGUAUUCACUAUGUGGCUCCAAGUAAUGGUGCUUGGGGUGAGCAUGAAAUCGACUAUAUAUUUAUCUACAAGUUGAGAAAAGGAGAAAAACUUACCGUGCUACCAAAUGAUAACGAAGUUAGAGAUAUUGCUUGGGUGUCUCAAGACGAACUAAAGAACAUGUUUAACGAGGGAAAAUUAAAAUUCACACCAUGGUUUAAAUUAAUUUGCGAUAAUUAUCUAUUCGACUGGUGGAACCAACUUGAUGAUUUGCAAAAAGUUGAAAAUGAUACUGAAAUCCAUAGAAUGUUGUGA